AUGAAGAGAUCUCGCCAGAGCACGGUCUCGCCGAACAAGCGCGGUAAAGUGGCGGAGGUCCCACGGGACAGCCGCCAGGGGGGCAGUCUGUUUCAACAGAGACUGGAACGAUAUGCACUGGAUAUUGCAGUGGACGGGGUUCCCUCAGAGUUGUACAAUACUGGGUCCAGUCAUUUCACUAGAUUGGACCCCCCCAAGUUUAACCCAGCUUCGCAUUUGCCCUAUAGAGUUCCGGAUGUCACUGUUCAGAGUAAGUACCUCUGCCAUGUGGUGGUCAAUUUGUACGCAGCGAUUAGCUCGUUGGAUAUACAAGGGAUUGUUGCGCUCAACGCUAGGGAUUUAGCUGAGGAUGGGUCCCUUGGUGCAGUGGAUAUCAACGAGUCAGAUAUUGCUACUUUCGAUGAGGCAGAGGAGAACGAUGACGAGGAACAACAGAUGAUGAUGGCUUUCGCGGAUGAGAGUGGAGACGUCGCUGAAUACAUUGAUGAACUGACUGCUCCGGACUUCAACGUCUCGGGGAAGAUCACGGAACGGUCAGAGUCUAUAGUGAACGUCAACCACUGGACGAACGAACUGCGCAAUUGUCUCAAUUCAGGUGUUGUUCCAAUGCCAUUGACGCUGAGGGCAGCCCUCACUACAGUGUACUACCAUCUCGCACUCACACAGGGGCAAAAGAUUUACAGACAAUUGCACGUCGAGAUCCUAGAGUUACUUGUAAACACGGACGACAGUGGUACUAACUUCACAAAAUUACUCAGGGAUAAUGGGCUAGUGUUAGACCACACACCAAUGUUUCAAUUUCUCACGCAGUUCUUGCCCUACCCAGACGCAGACUUCGCCAGGUACGAUAUCCAAUCAAGAGACGAUUUGCAAUUGUUCAGAUUGCUUCUCAAGUUGGCACACUUGGCGAGACCGUUCUUCAAGGAGGACGCGGGGGAGCCGAUCCUAAGUGACACACUCGAUUUCCUACUAGCAAGCUUCGCACCUUCAACAAUGUCAAUGGUCCUACCCAUCAUCAAUUCCUACGUCCCCUACCAUUACUCGACAACGGCAGGAAGGGACAACAUUUUGACUUACUUCCCCGUAUUUUUCAGCAUUUGGAGUUCAGUGAGUCCAGGUGUCGCCAUCGAUACACACAUGUACGAUUUUGUUGGGUCCGUCGCAGAGGAUUUCCACGAAAGGUUUCUUCUGGAAGAUCAAGCUCACAACACGGAUACCUGGUCCAGGGACCACUUCUCGGAAUACGGGCUGUUCACGCCAACUCAGAUGAGCUUUCUUUUCAACAGACUCCAGGGCCAUUUGAGGGCAGACGGACAAAUCCACUCGUACUCCAGGACAGUUCGGCCCUUCGUGUACUCCAUUAACCCACACAACAACACCGCAUUCUGGAGGAAACUCAUCAGUUUGGUCAAAUCGAUAGAAACUUUUGUUCACCCUUCCAACACUGGGUUCUGGACAAGACCUAUCGCCAAAUUUGUCCACGCCUUUAUCAAGAUGUACCACGGCAGAAGGCAGAGGGAAUUACUGUGCGAUCACACCCCACAUUUUGCAUUGACCAACGAGUGCCACUCCAAGAUCACCUCCGUGUUUGUUGAAGUGCUCUUCACAGGGUCGCAGAACAAAACAGCAGAUGUCGCAAACUACUACAUCUCCAGCAUGGCGUACCUGCUUGACUUAAAACCAUCUAAUCAACACAUUAUCUUUGACAGAGUACUAACCGACAUCUACGACGCCCUCGCAGGCGAAUACAUCCACUCAAGACACAGAAUCAUUGCAUCGUUGAAACAGUUCACUAGGAUCGUUAGGUACAUGACUCUCCAUAAGAUUUAUAGAAUUCAUAUCACAAACAUCAUGUCCCUACUAGUCGCCAAAAUCGAUUUGAACGAUAUCAAUUUGACAAGCAACCUAUUGAACGGGAUUGUGUCCAUUACAAGCUUCGUACCCCUCGAGGCUGCCACUACUACCCUCCCUGCUGGUGAAGAUACUUUGACUUUCGAAUCGCACACUUUACCUUUUAUCGAGGCACAUUUCAUCCAUUUGAAGUGUGCGAAAUCCACACCGGAAUUGGACACGCAGAAGGGGGCGGACUUGGAAAAGUUAUUCAACGCCUCGACCACUAUCUUUGAAAAUAUCCUGAGAGUGUACGUCGAGAAACUGUUCCACUUCGUGGACGUAGAACUCGAGGAGGCCUUCAUCACGAAACUGAACCAAACAACGUUGCUCAUGAUCGAAUCAAUGGACAACCGUACGUUCAAAGUGUACUCAGAAUUGUUCCAAAGAGUGUUCUGGGACAACGACGCAUUCAGAGAGAAGGAUCCAAACUACGAGCUCGUCAGCGUCGCACUCUCAGCCAUCGUGAAGAGAGACCCAGCCUCGGCGGCACCCCUCAUCAGAACCAUCUUCUUUAAUGUCAAGCAGCAGAUCGAGCGCGGUGCCGCCUCCGUGAGAAGCUCCUCGGAGAUCCAGAAGAGGGAUAUCAGGCUUGUGAUGUUCCUGAACUCGUUGAAUGACGUGUUGAGACAAUCACACGAGGCGCUGAUCUCCAUCGAGGACGAACUCAUCGAGUUCAUGAAGUACUUAUUUGGAAAUGUCACGAACCCACCACUUGACGUCAUCACCUCGAUCAUCGUACACAGCUCCCUCGCAACGCUAACUACCACAGAGCUGACUGAGGCACGCCUCUUCCCGGAAGAAUCAACACUAUCCACGAGUGAGAAAUGGGGCGCGUUGCAAUUCGAUGAACGCAGGUUCCAAAUCCAGGACUUAUUAUGGCAUGUCCCCUCAAAACAGGAGAUUGACGUUGCCGUGAACAUCCUGAACCAGAUGGUGGAUUGGUGCAUUACGAAAUUGGAGAAACUGUUGGAGUCGCCACAGUCAGAUACUGUGUACUGUGACCAGCUUCAGAAGUAUAUCUUGAUCAUCACACAUUCGCUCUCAGGUGCAAGUUUACUGUUCGACCCUGAGUUUAAUGAAUUGACAAGGGGUAAAACCGCUUCAAGAGGGGUGAGGUUGGCGACCUGGGAUGAUGACGAACUGGGCGCGGAGGCGACAGACGGGCACGCUCCGAAGUUGACCGCUGGUGCAGAUGAUGAUCUCGCCAGGGAUGAGGAGAGCGCCGAUGUGGUCAACAAAGACACAAGCCCAGAAGACAUCCUCAUUUUCGAUGCUGAUGACAUCAAUGGUGAUAAUGCCUCUGAGGUUCCCUCGGGGAUAUGCACGCCAGCAGUACCUGACACCGAUGACAAUGAUAUUUCAGACGACCUAUGCUGUGUUAAUAAAAGUACCGGUUUCAAGAAACUGAACAUCUUUGCCUGCAACUACUGUUUUGGUCAAACUGAAGCAGAAAAGUUGCGGAACCCAUUGUAUUUUGAAGUGCACAAGAUCAGGGACAGGAUCGGGGGUCUUCUCCACAAGGUAUACUUGUUUUUAAUCGAGCACCACGAAAACAAUACAAUCAUGAACCAAAUCAUACUCCAUGGUAUGAAAGUAUUUUUCACCGAUGUUGGACAGGAAACUGUUUUUAACGAGGACUCGACAGCAACUUUGGAUUGCGAUUUCUUGGAAAAUAUCCAGUCCUUGGCACAUGUGGACAAACCGUACACUCGAACGUUAUUUGCAAUCAAAAUCAACGAAUACCACCAGAGUCGCGUCAUGCUACACUCAACAAAUCGUUAUCCCUCUAGAUUGGAAAAAAAAUUGCUUAUGGACAUCAUUUCUUUGUCAAUUUCCAUAUAUCCGGAUGUUUACAAGCCAGCGCAAGGAACCCUUGUACAUUGUAUGAAGCAAGUAAUUGGAUCUUAUGCGACAAUAAUGGGUGUUGUCAUGACGUCUUUAAGGGAAGGUGUAAAAACCCAAUCGCACAAGAAAAUCGAAGUUGUGCUGAAAUUACUCUUGGUGAAGAAGAUUCAUCGGAAGAUUAUGUCAGAUUUCAAAAAUUUGAAAGAUCUGGUCUUGUUGCUCAUCGAAUGUUGUAAUAUCAACGAACUUGAUGUUGGUGUUCUUGCCGAGCGUUUACUGCUUAACAUUGUCGGUGGACUGAAGAUUCCUUCCAGUAUUUGCGUCCACGAUGAAAGGAUGUUCACACCGAUCGCACCGACUGACCAGUACAUGGCUGCAAGGGUGAAGGCUAUCAGGGAAUCUAAGGACAACAAACGUCAGUACUACUUACAGUUGUUGACAAGUCUGCAAGAAACUCUACUGGAUGUGCUAAACAAGCAAAAUAAAGCAACGUGGAAAAUUCCAAUUAUUCUAGUAAGAUUUCUCAGUAGACUACAGUCCAGUCUAGAGAUAUCUACAAAUGUCAAAGCCGUUUCCCUACUCCACGAACAAACAAGGGAAAAGCACCCAGAUAUGGUCCAUUUGGUAGUUAGAUCUUACCUUGGGAUAUUCAACAAAAUAUUUUCCUUGUCUGACUACAAGUACGACAUCUCUAAUGCGUAUCGAAGCAGUUUUGAUCCAUCCUUUGUGGAGGUGAUUCAGUCAUCAGAAAUUGAUUUCAAAAAGAAGUUCCAAGCUGAAAUGAAUAACUUGGAGCAUCCAAACUUCUUUAUUGAUUGUCGCCCGUUUGUAGGUUGGUUAUGUUGGGGACGAGAGAUGAAAGUGUUGAAGGCUGAACCUGUCCAAAUCAACUUGAAGCAAGAAGACAUCAAUGCUGUGAACUGCUUGGGUUCAUUGGUGAGCAAGCAAUGGCUAAUAGAUGUUACGACAACACUGGUCCAAGAUAACGAGAGUCGUACUGUCUUCAGCAGCGGUAACGUUUCAUUUUUCGUUUUGAUGAUUAUUUUGAUCACCGAAAAGCAUACUACAGCGAUUACUUUGAAUGACUUGUUCGAUCUCUGUACCAAAUACUACGAUCGAUACGACAAAGCAGCAAUGAUUAUGUCUGUAGAAAUCUUUUCCAGUUUGCUCUGUGGUGAUAAGUACAUGGCUAAGGAUGAGUUGAAGGCUCGUAAUACGUUUGCCUCCAGGUUUUUGAAAGAUUGUUUGAAUAACGAACUGAACCAGGAUGCCUUUGAAAUUUGGAGCACGUUCUGUUGGUGGAUUCCUACGCUCUACGACAUCAGAAGAUGUCCACCACUGUUUGAAAUCUUCUCUCAUGUCGAGACCGUGCUUGAUAGUAAUUCUGACGCAGCUGCACAUCAAGCUUACAAGUUGUUGAUGUUGCGGAGUAUCGCUAUCGGUACAGAGUUUAGAUCUCCUGAUAUGAGUCACGUCAUAGACACACUUAUUUUUGACCACCCGUACGAUCAAGUGCGGGAAGCCGUUGCGAAGUUAUUUGUUACGUUGAUUCAGAACAUGUGCUACCCAUCUAUGGACAGUCCCAAGGCGUUGUUAGAAGCCGAGAUGAGUGCUGACGGGUUAGGUCUGCCAAUGAAAUGGGCAACAUCUAAAAUUGACACCGUGAUCAAGAGGCAUUUCCAAUUGAUCUCUGAGGAGUACACUUUGCAUAUAAGGGGCAAAGAUCUAACCCCGCAAGAAAGCAUCAAGACGAGAUACUUUUACCUAUCCUCGACAAUGUACUAUUGGACAACCGAGAUGAUAAAGGGACCCAAUAAAGUCAUUCUUUUCCCUUACCUUGUGGAUUACAUUAUUCCAUUUUUAUUACGUUUGAUCUUACAAAAGGAAACCUGCCAGUUGGCAGGCAUCGAUGCAGCCACCAUCUUCCUUGGGAUCGCGUACUUGCCUGUUCGUGAUAAGGAGAUGUGUUCAAUUGCCGCACUAAUGUGUGCCAAACCGAGUAAGAAGGAAUCCUCCCACCAACUGAAAUUGAAACUAAGCUUUAUCCAGUUCUUCCUGUCUGCACAUCUGUUGCGACUAGACCAGGAACAAAAAAAUAUCAUCAUGGAGUUUAUAGUGACCAACUUGUACAACGACAAGCUCGUUGAGGUAAGAGACCGUGCGGCCGAUGUACUAUCAGAUAUUGUCCACAACAUUGAGUCCGAGCAAGCGCUGAUCCAGCUGAUAUCGCGCUUCUCCUCCAAGCUGGAUGGUCUGACCUGGGAACAAAAACAGGAGCAUUCGAAAACAGACUCGCGCAUUCACGGAAGCGUCAUCGGUCUUGGUGCCAUCAUAUCUGCCUUCCCCUACGUGUUCCCCUUGCCCAGAUGGAUUCCUGAGCAGCUGAGCAGACUGUCGUCGUGGGCCCGAACCAACGGUGUCGCGGGCGCCUCUGCAAAGGCCAUAAUUGCCGAAUUCAAGAAAGUGAGAACGGACACGUGGCAAUUCGAUAGGACGGUGUUCACAAGCGAUGAACUGGAGGAUUUGGAAGGUGUCAUGUGGAGGAGCUACUACGCGUAG
Huiozyma naganishii CBS 8797 is the source of this 6297-nucleotide messenger RNA. RefSeq lists its product as uncharacterized. Gene Ontology annotation, molecular function: peptidase activator activity; proteasome binding. The coding region runs from base 1 to 6297 and encodes 2098 amino acids. Gene Ontology annotation, biological process: proteasomal ubiquitin-independent protein catabolic process. Gene Ontology annotation, cellular component: cytosol; nucleus. The transcript has a single exon. Lineage: Eukaryota; Fungi; Ascomycota; Saccharomycetes; Saccharomycetales; Saccharomycetaceae. The record is from RefSeq and is a predicted model, not a curated record.